ACCACCUUCCAUCAGGACCGGGGUCUCUGCUGGUGAUAAAAAGCUUUCAGUGGUGGAAGAAUUCACAAUGAAUCGAACAUGAACAGGUUAUCCGGAUCGGCUCUACUUUUCUACUCUACGUGUCAAACCGAAGAAUUCUGCAAACACUCACUACUUCAGCACAGACGAGGAGCUUGUCUAUGAGAGUUUCUAUGCAGACUUUGGGCCCCUCAACCUGGCCAUGCUCUACAGGUACUGCUGCAAACUCAACAAAAAGCUUAAGUCCUUCACCACGUCUAGAAAGAAAGUAGUCCACUACACCAGUUACGACCAGAAGAAGAGAGCCAAUGCUGCUGUUCUCAUUGGUGCCUACGCUGUUAUCUAUUUAAAAAGGAGUCCAGAAGACGCAUAUAGGACACUAAUCUCAGGAAACAACACUGUCUACCUGCCGUUCAGGGAUGCAGCGGUAGGAGAGUGCUCCUUCAAUCUCACGGUCCUGGACUGCCUACAAGGAAUACGCAAGGCAUUACAGCACGGCUUCCUCGACUUUGAACACUUCAGUGCUGAGGAAUAUGAGCAUUAUGAGAGAGUUGAAAACGGAGACAUAAACUGGAUCGUCCCAGGAAAAGUUCUGGCAUUUAGCAGCCCUCACCCCCGCAGCAAAAUGGAAAAUGGUUUUCCUCUACAUGCACCUGAGGCGUACUUUGAAUACUUCCACCAAAACGACGUGACAGCUGUGGUCCGUCUGAACCGGAAGUUGUAUGAGAGCAGGCAGUUUGAGGAUGCAGGAUUUGAACAUCAUGAUCUCUUCUUCCUGGAUGGGUCCACGCCCUCCGACCUCAUCGUCAGGCGCUUCCUGCAUGUGUGUGAAAGUACAGAGGGGGCUGUCGCUGUGCAUUGUAAAGCUGGCCUGGGCCGGACAGGUACCCUUAUUGCCUGCUAUCUGAUGAAGCACUUCCGGUUCACUGCAGCCGAGGCAAUCGCUUGGAUCAGAAUCUGCAGACCCGGAUCCAUCAUUGGCCCCCAGCAGAACUUCUUAGAGGAGAAGCAGCACAGCUUGUGGGUGCAGGGAGAUGUGCAUCGCUCCAAACAGAAACUGGCUGAGCAGAGGCUGAGCCGACGGCAGCAUCUUCACAACUUUGAGUCCACGGAGCGAGACAAGCAGCAAGCCAUGUCCCAUCUGCUGUCCAGCAUGGACGACCUGUCAAUCAACACCACCCUCUGCAAAUCAUACAGCUUGGAUGAGAGUAAUUAUAAGGAAACCGGUCUCACACAGGGAGACAAACUGAGAGCACUGAAGGGAAAACGGACCCAGAGAUCAGUUUCUUCCUCUUCAAGGUUAAACUUGUCCAAGACCUCACAGUGCUCCAUCUUACCACCCCCAAAGUCACCUAAAGUUCCCCUCACCCUGUCUCCAUCUUCUUCUAGAAAGCACAUGCGAAGCUCCUCCUCUGCCAUACAAAUCAAGAGGUGGGUGUCCAUGGCCUCAGUCAGUAAAUCUAACAACAAAAGUACUUUCUCUUACCUUGUUCUCUUCUGUAUAUCUCUCCUCAGUCCCUUCAACCUCGGACUGUUCAGCACAAGGCAUGCAUUAAUUCACUGACUCCGUCCUCUGGACGAAGUCGACUCAUCUGAAGAUAAACUGGUUCAACUGGACUUAAAACGUUUUGUCGUCAAACAUUCUUUCAAAUGUUAGAUAAAACUGCUUUAAUGUACAGCCACAGAAACAAAGUCUUCUGAAGAGUCAUCUCAAGGUUGAUGAAACACUUUAAAGGUUAAAACAAAAAAGUCUGAAAAGACGAAUCCUGUAAACCACCUCGUUGUCUCCAGUCCAUGAAAAGCAGAUGCUGUGUAAUUCUGGACUCUUAAAGGAAGUCUAAAACUCUAGAAACGUCCUGGUCAAACAGCCGUUUCCUUUAGCACUAACUCUCCUAAAUUAUUAAGUAGGAUCAACUCAAAACAGCUGAGCUUGUUGGUGCUCCUGAGGAGGGACAGGCCGUGGACCUUCCAGGUGUUGAGUGCCUGAUGCUUGUUAGUUUUAAUAAAAGUAGUGCCCAUGUUCAUCAGAAGUGCCAGCCACAUGUGGACCAGCUUUAGAUCUGAAUCACAGAGACUUGCAAGGGUGCAGCCAGUCCAAUGAUGAGAUUUUAAGCCGGGGACGAGAUGGCAGAGGUUCAAUUUUCUGCUGAAUAAUGACAUUCACAUGGAUGUCAGCCUGAUCCGUGUCACAUGUCCAGACCUGUUCAGACUGUAUGCACCAUUCCGGAUGGGAGAGGGGCCUUUAGCUGGAAAAUGUUCCCAAUCACUGCACAACCUGUUCAGGAGCAAUUUGACAUGUUUUACUGCAUUUACAAGAACAAUAAUGUUUUAAUAAUUCAUUAUUUUAGGAGAUAUUCAUCUAUAGAAAAUGAAAUAGUAAAGCCUACACCUCAUAUCACUAUUUUGAUGAAUGCUGCUGGAACAUCGUAAAAAUACCAAACAACACAAAAAUGCUUCAGCUGUCAGUAUUUCAGGCAACAGACAAACCAAACUUCGGUUUAAAGUGAUAGUUUGCAUCAUAAGACGCUCUGGAUGAAGAAAAUGCUGCAAAAUCAAAUGGGAGGCUUUACUUUAUGCUUUUAAAUAAAUGAACAAGUUAAAAUAAAUAAGGGGACUGUCAGUCUCUUUUUGGAAUUUUACCCUUAUUAUGUAUCUCCAGUUUCCAAAAAAGUUGGGAUGCUGCUCACUGUAUAAAAGUGAAGGGUUUACAGGUCACCAAUGUUUAAUCACAUUAGAACACAGAAAACAUCAUUUGUUCAAGAAUGAUUUCAUUCAAAUAUCAGCUCAUCUUAAAAUUCAACACAUCUCAAAGAAGGAGCAGUAUG
Messenger RNA from Melanotaenia boesemani (Boeseman's rainbowfish), 2843 nucleotides. Its product is annotated as dual specificity protein phosphatase CDC14AB-like. The transcript has 13 exons. Lineage: Eukaryota; Metazoa; Chordata; Actinopteri; Atheriniformes; Melanotaeniidae. Gene Ontology annotation, biological process: cilium assembly; protein dephosphorylation; microtubule cytoskeleton organization. The record is from RefSeq and is a predicted model, not a curated record. Gene Ontology annotation, cellular component: mitotic spindle; centrosome; nucleolus. Gene Ontology annotation, molecular function: protein serine/threonine phosphatase activity; protein tyrosine/serine/threonine phosphatase activity. The coding region runs from base 221 to 1582 and encodes 453 amino acids.